Molecule: messenger RNA, 1707 nt
Organism: Spinacia oleracea (spinach)
Lineage: Eukaryota; Viridiplantae; Streptophyta; Magnoliopsida; Caryophyllales; Amaranthaceae
Product: probable fructokinase-7
Exons: 7
Coding region: 379-1419 (346 amino acids)
Biological process (GO): fructose metabolic process
Cellular component (GO): cytosol
Molecular function (GO): fructokinase activity
Source: RefSeq, a predicted model, not a curated record
CACGAACACGCCGCUGAUUUCUUGGUCAGCAAAUUUAACCCUCUUCCUAAAAAACGAAAAUGGGGUUUGGUUUGGUAAUAAUAAUAGUCAAAUUUUAAAGAUUUGCAACAUUAACGGGGUCAUUCAUUCAUACAUUCAUCAUCAAAUUCAUACAUAAACAUAACCCCAGAUUUGUUUCUUACGACUCUUUAAAGAUCCAACAACCUACCUUUUCUCUCUCCUCUUUUGUCUCCUUCAUCCUCCUUUGCUUUACUUACUACCAACAGCGUACCUUCUUUCUUCACCAACAAUUUUCUUUACUAGUUACAAGUUACAACCCAUUUCUUAAACAAUAACUCAAGAACAAGAGGGGUUUUGGGUUUGUUUUAACGAUCUUCCAUGGCGGCUCUUAAUGGACAUAAUCCCUUGUCUGGUACAAAUGGGAAAAUGAAGGAUGAUAAAUCACUGGUUGUUUGUUUCGGAGAAAUGUUGAUUGAUUUUGUGCCCACGGUUGCCGGGGUGUCGCUUGCUGAUGCACCUGCAUUUGCUAAAGCUGCUGGGGGUGCACCUGCUAAUGUUGCUGUCGGCAUAUCGCGAUUAGGAGGUUCUUCGGCCUUUGUUGGAAAGGUGGGGAAAGAUGAGUUUGGCUACAUGUUAGCUGACAUUUUGAAGCAAAAUAAAGUAAACAGUUCAGGCAUGAGAUUUGAUCCUGGGGCAAGGACAGCACUGGCAUUCGUUACAUUAAGAGCCGAUGGUGAGCGUGAAUUUCUCUUUUUCCGCAAUCCAAGUGCUGAUAUGCUCCUUCAAGAAUCCGAGCUUGAUAAAGACCUACUUGAAAAGGCAAGGAUCUUGCAUUAUGGUUCAAUUAGUUUGAUAGAUGAACCUUGCAGAUCAGCUCAUCUUGCUGCAAUGGGCAUUGUGAAGAAGGCAGGUGGUUUCCUUUCUUAUGAUCCGAACCUGCGGAAGCAAUUAUGGCCAUCAGAAGAAGCUGCCCGGGUUGGCAUAAUGAGCAUAUGGGAUCAAGCAGAUAUGAUUAAGGUAAGUGAAGACGAAAUAACAUUUUUGACUAGAGGUGAGGAUCCAUAUGAUGACGAUGUUGUUAUGAAGCUCUUUCAUCCCAAUCUUAAGCUCUUGAUUGUGACCGAAGGGUCAGAAGGUUGCAGAUACUACACUCAGACGUUUAAGGGUAGGGUUGAUAGCGUGAAAGUCAAACCUGUGGACACAACCGGUGCAGGCGAUGCAUUUGUGGGAGGCUUUCUGAAUAUUUUAGUUUCUGACUUGAAAUUAUUGAAGGACGAAAAGCGGUUAAAGGAGGCUUUGUAUUUUGCAAACGCAUGUGGUGCUGUUACGGUUACAAAGAGAGGAGCGAUUCCCGGUUUACCAACAAAAGAUGAGGUCCUUCAAAUCUUGCAACAAGUGUUGAUUACAGAAAAAAUCUAGGUUACAGUCAUUUUUGAGUAACUUUUGUGUAUUUGAUGUAAUUCUAGGCUGAUAGUUUCCCCUUUUUUUAGGGUGCCACAUAUAUAACAUGUUCUUUUUGUUACAACUUCCAAUAGCUUUUUUCGGGUUUAAUUUGAUAGGUUUCCUCCUAUUUCAGACUGAACAGAAGUUGUUUAACUUGUAACAUUGUCAAGCUAAUUCUUUUAGCUUGUGUGAUUGUUGGUGUAUAACACCCCUUUCAGAAUAAAAAGGCGCUAUUCUUGUGAUAGUUGCACCAUUUUGACUAAA